Messenger RNA from Wasmannia auropunctata (little fire ant), 2703 nucleotides. Its product is annotated as protein RCC2 homolog. The record is from RefSeq and is a predicted model, not a curated record. The transcript has 4 exons. The annotation marks the transcript as partial. Lineage: Eukaryota; Metazoa; Arthropoda; Insecta; Hymenoptera; Formicidae.
AAAACGCCGCCGUCCGCGCCGAGUGCCGUCCACCUGGUCCCUACCGCCCGCGGUGGCUGGGGCAAGCCUGGAACAUUGCUCAUGUGUGGCCUUACUAAUUGGGAAAUGGCUGGUCGCAAGGCACCGCCUAAAGGAGUGAAAGCGAACGUCGGACGUAGCCUGUGGACGCCGCACACCUUUAAAAACUUGAACGACGCGAGAGUGCGACUAAUCGCAUCCGGCCCCGCCGCAUCCCACAGCAUUGUCGUCACCGAGGAUAAUAAAUGCCUGGCUUUUGGUAGAAACGACAAAGGUCAAUUGGGCGUCGGAGACACGAAGCGUCGCGACGAGCCCACCGAGGUCGAGGCCUUGAAGGGACACACGGUCAUUGGGGCGUGGUGCGGGCGUAACCAUACCCUAUUUCUGACGAGUCGCGGAAUAGUUUUUGCCGCUGGCGACAAUAAACUGGGCCAAUGUGGGGUCGGCAAGAACGACCCCUGCGUCGUGACCGCCACCAAAGUAAAGUACACCGGACCGCCGAUCGUGAAGGUGGGAUGCGGCGCGGAGUUCUCGAUGCUCCUGGACAUCAAGGGCGGCCUGCACUCGUUCGGCUGCCCGGAGUACGGCGCUCUGGGCCACAACACCGACGGCAAAUACUUCAUCACGAACACGAAGAUGGCAUUUCAUUACGAGAAAGUGCCUAAGCGAAUCGUCUUGUACGUCGAGAGGGGUAAGGAUGGCCACGCGACGCCGUUGGACCGCGUUGAGAUCACGGACUUCAGCUGCGGUCACUAUCACACGGUCGCGAUCGACAGCAAGAAUCGUGCGUUCUCCUGGGGAUUCGGCGGGAUCGGCCGUCUUGGCCACAACGAGCAGCGCGACGAGCUGGUGCCGCGUCUGAUCAAAUUUCUCGAGCCGCCCAGCCGCGGCGUUCGCGCGGUGCACUGCGGCAGCACGUACAGCAUCGCGAUCAACGUGCACGGCUCCGCCCUGAUGUUCGGUCAAACUAAGCGCACCGGCGAGGCCAACAUGUAUCCCAAGCCGAUCCAGGAUCUGUCCGGUUGGGAGAUUCGAUGCGUCGGUUGUUCACAAACGAGCGUGGUAGUCGCGGCCGAUGACUCCGUGAUCGCGUGGGGCGCCAGUCCCACAUUCGGAGAAUUGGGUUUCGGUGAAAUGCGAAAGUCGUCGACGACUCCGAUGGAGGUGAAAGCCUUGGAAGGUUUAUACAUUACUGCCGUUACAUGUGGUCUGUCUCAUACGCUUAUGAUCUGCCGGGACGAUACCGAGGAGGAGAGGGCCAAGAUUAAUAAGCUACAAGUGUACUCUGUUUAAAGUAUAUUCUUCGACUGCGUAAAAAGAAGGGUCUCUAUUACGUCACUCUGCAGAUGAUCGAGAAUCGGAAAAGGAAUUUUUCGUUCCUUCGACGAGAAUUACAAUUAUACGUUUUGAUGAAUUUUAAAUGAAGUAUCCGAGAGACCGGUAAUAAUAGAUCGUCAGGAAACGUCCAGAAGAGAUAUAGGAUUAGAUAUUACUCUACUUUGUACUUCCAGUUUUUACUUAACGCGCGAAUGAAAGUCGAUCUGUGUAACACUUUGAAACUCCAUUCUGUUAGCAGCUCAGGAUAAUAGACCAAACAAGAUAGAUGCAAAACAAAUAUAUUUUGAUACGUUGCUAUUUUAUUGAAGUUUGCCGUGAUUUUCAUCGGAAUGGCGGUCGUUAUUCGAAUGAGAAAGCUGAAGGGAACUGGAAAGAGAACUUGUAGAGCUCAGCAGUAACUGCCUUUAUUUUUAUCGCUUUCUUAAUCGAUUUACCUAUUCAAAUAGUUUAUAUUAUAUAUCAUUGAUUCAUCAUCACAGUAGUACCUGAAUCAUUACAUCUGCAGGAAUCGUUUUUUACAAUGCAUAUAUAGGGAUAAUCCCUGGAAUAGGAUUAACGCGAGUGAGCCAUCAUUCAACUGGGACUGCGUUCCAUUUAACGCUCGCAACGCUCGCGAGCGUUACUUAUCCUUGUUUCAACAUUUGAUAAACAACAAGGAUGAAACGAUUCCAAGAGCGUUGCGAGCGAUAAACGGAACGCACCCUAGGUAAUAUUAUAACGGUUGUACGUGGAAUUAAAUUUCGUGUUUUAUUAACUUCAAAUGAAAAUAAUUUAAUAAUUUUUUUUUUAAUGUAAAACGUCGCUCAUGUGAAAAGCACGUGUAUUUAAUUUUAUUUCUAAUACAAUAAAUAUAGAGAUUUUUACAUAUACAUAAAAAAAUUAAUUUUACUGAAUAUAUAUUGCAAGGUAAUAAAAAAAAGAGCUGUGGAAGUCAUAUUUUUUUUUUUUUUUGCUAGAUUGAAAAGAGAAUCCGUCAAAUUCAGGCGACUGACUAUACGUAUUUCACAUUUUAUGGUCUUUCUUUCAAGGUAAAUCAUAUAACACACGUUUCUCAUACAUAUAUAUAUAUUAUACGUAGAUACGUUAACAAUGUUUGGUCGGGUACACAAUAAAAUAUGAGAAAAUGAAUCAGAGAGUGUAUUUAGUACCUCUGUGUACUAACGAACUUACAAAGAACUCCGAUCACUGCCAGGAUGUAUUACGAACAUCUUUCAUUGUGAUGUCAGACAUUCAUUCCAUUCCGUUCCAUGUAAUACUCUCGUGCGAUUUCUGCACUGAAAUAUUUUUCUGAUAAACUUGCGAUGAAUGUACAAGUCCAAAUAUGAAAUAAACGAAUUUUUUAAGAAA